Molecule: messenger RNA, 939 nt
Organism: Phaeoacremonium minimum UCRPA7
Lineage: Eukaryota; Fungi; Ascomycota; Sordariomycetes; Togniniales; Togniniaceae
Product: putative trichodiene oxygenase protein
Exons: 6
Coding region: 1-939 (312 amino acids)
Molecular function (GO): monooxygenase activity; oxidoreductase activity, acting on paired donors, with incorporation or reduction of molecular oxygen; iron ion binding
Source: RefSeq, a predicted model, not a curated record
AUGCACGAGAAAUAUGGGCCAAUCGUGCGCAUCAACCCGGAAGAGCUUCAUUGCGACGACUAUGCCUUUGUCGAUGAGAUUUAUCCGUCGUAUCUUCGUUCGCAACUGUUGAUCAUGAGCUUGAUGCCCGCCCUUGGUCCUUAUUUGGGACCCGAUAUUGCCUACAUGGUCAAAUCUAUGAACGAGACGAUUCCUAACCAUGUCAUCAAAGCACAGCAGCAGAAGUCUGACGGAACAUGGCGCCUUUUCACUGGGAUCAUGAAUGCACCGAUACCUGAUGAGCAUAAAACCAUUUACCGCCUUUCUGGUGAAGGCUGGUCCGUGGUAGCCGCUGGGUCCGAGACGACAGCUGCUUCUCUGACCGUCAUUACAUUUUUUCUCUUAUCUCAGCCCGAGAAGCUUGCACGCCUGAGGGAAGAGCUCAAGAACGAGGAUCCGCACAAGCUCAGCUGGGUUCAGCUUGAGAAAUAUCCAUACCUUCAUGGGGUUAUCUAUGAGGCUUUCCGCGUUGGCUUGGGCAUUUCCGGCCGCCUUCCGCGAGUAGCUCGGGAUGAAGCACUGGUUUACAAGGGUCGCGGAUUCAACUAUGUUGUGCCUAAAGGAACUGCUAUCGGAAUGAGUGCUUUUAUCAAUCACUACAACGAGGAGCUUUUCCCGGACCCAGAGAAGUACGAACCUGAACGAUGGAUUGACGCCCAGGGAAAACCUAAUCACGCAAUGGAGAAGUACAUCCUCUCUUUCUCCAAGGGAUCUCGCCAGUGUAUUGGAAUGAACCUUGCACUCUGCGAACUUCAUUUGGUUACUGCAGCUAUGGCCCUCCGUGUCUUGCCUCACCUCAAGCUCUACGAUACCACGUAUGAGGAUAUCCGCUAUGACUUUGAUGCCCUGACUCCCCAGCCCAAGAAAGGCGCUCGUGGGGUCAGGGUCACAGCUGUUUAG